Molecule: messenger RNA, 807 nt
Organism: Rotaria sp. Silwood2
Lineage: Eukaryota; Metazoa; Rotifera; Eurotatoria; Philodinida; Philodinidae
Source: the annotation of a GenBank genome assembly
AUGUACUUCUUUCAAAAUUUUAUCCUCGAUCUUUUGUUUGAUCUAACUGGUCUUAUAAAACCACGUGGUUUUAUUCUUUAUGGACCACCAGGCACCGAAAAGACAUUAAUUACCAAAACAGUUGCUAAUAUUCUCAAUGUACCUCCAAAAAUUGUAAGUGGACCCGAACUAUUCAACUGGCUUCUCGGUGAGUCAGAGGCAAAAGUACGAGCUUUAUUUGAAGAAGCUCACUCCGAUCAGGAAAAAUAUGGGUCACAUAGUUCACUUCAUCUCAUUAUAUUUGAUGAAAUCGACGCCAUAUGUAAAAAAAAAAAAAGGUCAACAGAAGCCUCUCCUCAGCGUAAUUCUACUUACGAUAGUAUAACCACCCAAAUUCUAACAAAGAUCGAUGGGAUCAGAUACUUGGAUAAUACUCUAAUUAUUGGAACAACCAACAUGAUUGAUAGCAUCGAUCCUGCUCUUUAUCGUCCCGGACGACUAGAUACAUUAAUCGAAGUUGGAGAACCGGAUGCAAAAGGUCGAUCAGAUAUUUUUAACAUCUAUACGAAAACACUAUUACAAAAUUCUUUAUUAUCGGACGACAUUAAUAUUGAACGAUUGGUACAACGAACUCAUGGAAUGACUGGACCACAUAUUGAACAACUAGUUCGACGAGCAACGCAUUCUGACUCGAAGCGAGAUUUGCAAAGUCGUCGAACAUUACACAUCACAGAUGAAGAGACUGAAGAACUUCAGAUUAAGAACAUUGAUUUUACAGUAGCCUUAGCACAAUUUGAAAGCCAGGUCGAAAAGCAUACUGCUUUCUAA